AUGGAUUCGGUCAACAUCCUCAUUGAAGCCACAAGUUCAGGGGUCUCUCUCUUUGGGCUCCCAGCUACAGUGUCACUGAAAGAAAACAGUCCUGCAGGGACUGAGGUCAUCCACUUCCAGGUGCUCCUUGCCUCUGGGGCUAGUGUGGCUGCAGGGUUUCCCCAGAUACUCAACUCUGAUCCCAUUACUGAGGCUUUCCUUGUGUCCAUGCAGAAUUCCACCCAUGCAAAGGUAACUGUGACGGGUGCUUAUAUCCUGGAUUUUGAGGUCACACCAAACCGAUUUGUCUUCCAAAUUCUUGUUGUGGACAGCAAUGAAGAUUUUGAUCUUCAGACACUCACAGUAUUACUCACAGAUGUGGAUGAACCUCCAGUUUUCAUGGAUGAAAUAUCAUUCCUCUACAUUGUAGAGAAGACUCCUCCUGACAAGAUCUUUGAGCCAAUUGUUUUUGAUCCAGAAAACAAACCCCUGACUUUCAGUUUGGAUCCUCCUGAUCCCGCUUUCACCAUUGACCCCGGUAAAGGCUCCCUUUUCACUACAAAAGAAUUCAAUUACCAGACCGAUGCCAGAAGUUAUGCUUUCAAUCUCUCAGUGAGUGAUGGGAACAACACAUCAUUCAGACCACUGUUUAUCAAACUAGCAGACCUCAGUGAUGACAAACCACAUUUCUUAAACACCAUCACGUCUUAUUCCAUUCCAGAGGAGCUGAGUCCUGGAUAUCCUGUGGCUAACAUCACUGCAGUCCUUCCAGAGAGUUCAAUGAGUGCUAGAGAAAUCUUGUACAGCAUAAAUGACAACAACUACCUGACCAUAAACCUGUACACAGGAAUGGUCACUAUUGCAAACCGAAUGGACCGGGACACAUCUCCACUCAGAGAAGCACCAACCAUAACAGUGACUGUGACUGCAGCACUGAGCCCACCUGGACCGCCCCUCUACAGCACUAUCAACCUCAUGGUCACUGUAACAGACAUUAAUGAUAACCCUCCAGUCUGUGCUGCUGACAGCCAGAGGAGAGACAUUCCAGAGACAGAGGCUCUUGGGGCUUUUAUAGCGAUGGUGACAUGCACGGAUAAUGAUGUGGAACCUGUGUUCACACAGUUCACCUUUACAGGCCUUUCCUGUCUGGAGUGCAGACAACUCUUUGUGCUAAUGUCCAAUAAAAUUAUCUUAAAUGGAAGUCUUGACUUUGAGGAUCCCAACAAUCUGUAUACAGGCAAUGAAUACAGCCUUGUGGUUGCAGCUGUGGAUACAAAUGAAACCUCACUGAAAGGUCAGGCCUACGUUUACGUGACAGUAAUCCCAGUUAACGAGUUCCCUCCUGUGUUCAGUCCUCAAUCCUAUUUUUUCAGCAUUUCUGAGCUUCUGGGUGGUGGAGCUGUAAUUGGCUCAGUCAAUGCCACUGAUAAAGACCGUCCCACAACACCCCUGCAUUAUUCUCUAGUCUCGGGUGGGGUCGUGGAUAUUGGAAACAUCUUUUACGUGGACCCUAAAAUGGGCAUAAUAACAUUGCUGACACACCCAGACUAUGAGGACACUCAGACACACAAGCUAAUUAUCCAAGCUAUAGAUGGAGAUGUCAUUAUGCCUCGCUCAGCAACAGCCACAGUCAUCAUAAAUAUUACCAAGGCAAACGAUGAGCCGCCAUUAUGUGGGCCAAAUAAGACCAGCCUGGUUGUUCCAAUUAAUUUACGUGUUGGAUCUAAUGUGCAAGGCUUCACUCUCUCCUGUCAGGACAGGGACUCUCCACCCACCUCCUUCAUCUACACCAUCUCAGGAGCCAGCAAUGUGAACAACCACUUCAGUUUUUCACCGUCUGCGGGCACAAACAUCACACGGCUUAUACUGAAGGAGCCAUUUGACUACAGCAGCGGCUGGGACAGGAUUUGGAGCUACAGCCUGGUCGUCUUGAUUUCUGAUGCUAACAUUCUUAGCCGGCGCUACGAGCCAAGGACCGGAACAGUCCUAAUUAACAUCCAAGUUGUUGAUCCAGACCUUACCACAGUCAUUACCUCCACAACACCUGCCAUCACAUACAUCAACAUAAAAAAGAACACGUUUGAUGCAAGUGACUGGUAUGUGUGGUUUCUCACAACCCUGGGCAUUCUUCUUCUCCUGGGCCUUCUGGGUUACUUGUUGUACCGUUCCUGUAAAUAUCUCUGUAACAAAGAAUACAGCUGCUGUGUGUCCAGACCCAUGACUGAUGAGGAAGACCUCAUCCCAGAUAAAGGACCACCUAAAAGAGAGGUCUUCAUGGAAGUGACCAAAAUGAACACAUUGUUUGAUGGAGAGGAAGUUGACCCAGUCACAUCACGGGUGUAUGAGUACAACAGCAAGUCUGGCGCAAGGAGGUGGAAGGAUGCUAUCAUCAUGUCCAAACUACCACAGACCCAACCAGAGAGCAGCACGAUGGUCAUAACCAGGGAACAUGCCACUGAGUCACAGACAAGCAAUGCUCAGUUGAAUGUUAGCUACAAAGAAGGAGCAGCUGAGGACCAAAGCAGCUGUGUGGGUUGGGCUGUGGAGGGGAAGGAGCAGACUCCAAGCAGUGCAGCACAGUCCGGUAGUUCUACUAUAAGUGGACAACAGUCUGUCAAAUUGUCACUAUCUCAGCAAGGAGGAAAGGUAGACAGAGGUCCUGAAGUAACCGAAAUCUCAGAGGUCUAG
Molecule: messenger RNA, 2667 nt
Organism: Chanos chanos (milkfish)
Lineage: Eukaryota; Metazoa; Chordata; Actinopteri; Gonorynchiformes; Chanidae
Product: cadherin-related family member 3-like
Exons: 19
Coding region: 1-2667 (888 amino acids)
Biological process (GO): cell-cell adhesion mediated by cadherin; adherens junction organization; cell morphogenesis
Cellular component (GO): adherens junction; plasma membrane; catenin complex
Molecular function (GO): calcium ion binding; cadherin binding; beta-catenin binding
Source: RefSeq, a predicted model, not a curated record